Molecule: messenger RNA, 808 nt
Organism: Chara braunii
Lineage: Eukaryota; Viridiplantae; Streptophyta; Charophyceae; Charales; Characeae
Source: the annotation of a GenBank genome assembly
UUAACCACGCCGCCAGUGCAAGAUAGUGUUGCACAUCAGAUAGCCCAAGGGCCGAUGGCAGUGGGACUGCCAUGGAACCUUCCAUUUGAAGAGGCAAAGGCAGGCAAGCAAAGGAUGCAAGUUUUUUGGUGUCCUGUUUUUUUUUUUUUUUUUUUUUUUUUUUUUUUUUACUUGCUCAAUUUCUUCUUUAUGUUUUGCAACAACUAUCGGCUAUGCAUACACUGAUUUUGUUUAUGGCAUGAACGGACGGUGCAGGGCUUCUCGACUCGGAAGAGAGCAUCAUGAUGACCUGGCACAUUUCAUGGUAGGCAUGGGAUAUAUCCGAGAGGCUUUGCAUUUGCCCGGGCUCUCGAGAAGGCUUGAGUUCGACUUGGCAAUCAAUUGCGGAGAAUUGCCGCGCGCGCUUCAUUGCUUGCUCAGCAUGAGUGGGACGAAAAACUUUGCAGCUGCCGAAGCAGAAUCAGUAGAAAGCCUUGGGGUCUUGGCGCUCGGAACGCAUCAAAGCUCAACGGCACAAUCAGUGGCUGGAGUCACACGUUUCGCUCAGGAUUUCCUUGAGCUAAUCGAUGCUGCAGAUGCUACCGGGCAGCGGGAUAUCGCUAUGGCCGCCUUGAAGCGCCUAGCAGCUGCAGGCCUUGUGGAAGGUGCACUGAAACCAAGCCAGCAGAGGAGCCUUGCAUUGCAGCUUGCGGCGCAUGGGGAGAUGUCCAGACUUGCGGUGAGCUGCAUCUUUUCUUUUUUAUAACCACUGCUCCCCCACCUUUUUUUUCCCUCUGUUACCUUCAUAUGUACAAGACCUUGCACGAUG